AUGCUCAGUCAGUCUCGGGUCACAAUAGUACUAUGGGUGGAGAACAAGAAUUAAGGACGAUGCUCAAAACUGUGCUAGACCAAAACAGGAAACUUGUUUUACAAAACAAACUAUUACAACAGGUAUGGUCUGGUAUGCAACAGAUGUGUAAGGCUCUAAGCAUGUCAACAUGUAAUUGCAGUGAACCCGAAACCAACACAUCAAGCGUGAAAAACACAAGCAACAACGAUACAGUUACAACACAAAGUAUACACAAUCAGUCAGCAUUGCCGCUUCAAGUGCUGUCGGUAAAUUCAUCGGGAGUGAAUUCCGACCUAACUACUGUCAGCAUAAUGUAUAGUGCCAGCUCUGAUCACACAACGAGUUGGAUUCUUCCGAGAACAAAUGGUGGACUAUUGAGAACAAGUGGUAGAAAGACACAAGCUAUACCCGGAAGCGAAUUAUAUACAUCAACCGUUGAUAUAGAGCAAAUGCAAUCUAUACGUACAUUAUAUUUCCGUUUAUACAAUGAUGAACAAAGCGUUAGUAUAGAACUAAAUCCUACAGAAAUUGAAAAGCCCCAACAACAAAACGUUACAGCACCUGCUGUAGGUUUACUGCAGAUCAACAGCAGCUACAUGGCACCUCUGGAUUCAGAUUUGAAUAUCACGGCUAUCAUCAAUAAAAGCACUAAAGACUUCCGUGAAAUCGAAUUUGUAAAAGUCUUCCUUACAAGUCUGAAUACAAGCGCUAAUCCACCGGAAGUAUUUGAAAUAUUGAACUUUAACUUAGAAGAGAUCGAUUUGAGUAUAUCGAACCGAACAGAUACAACAGCAAACAUGGUAAUAACUAUCAGAUAUCCUUACGUACAAUAUGGCGGAAUACUAGGAGUGCUCUUGCCCUAUCGCGAGUCAAUGACAGGAAUGGUUGAACGGUUGUUCUACGGACCUUUCAUUAAGAUAUAUGCUCCAGAUGCCAAAGAGGCUGUACCUCGAAACACUUUAGGUAUAUUUCCUCUCGCAAAGCAGUCUGUUAUUUUCCCACCAGCACAGAGUAUAAUGUGUGUGGCGAUGGGGAAUCCGCGACCCAAUGUAGCUAUACUGAAAGUUGUUAAUAAUGGCAAAACAAAGGAGUUGGAAUCAGAAACUGUCAUUUUAGACAGCUAUACGAACAUUAAGGUUCUAACUUUGGCAGCCAAACGACCAAGAAAGGAAGAAGGUGUUUAUAUGUGUAGGGCAACAAAUGGUAACCAGACAGUAAACGUAUCAACUGAAGUUGUCGUUCUUAAACCAGCAGUGUUUGACGAAAACAAGACCGGUGUGAUAAAAAAUACCAGCAAGAUAAUUGUUAUUUCUUGCAAGGCAAAUGGAAAGCCUAAACCGAAACUGGCACUACGUCUGUAUGAUGAAUACGGUCCAGACUUGAUUAGAUCAGGAAUGUAUCAGGUUUGGAAAUCGGCAGAAACAAACGUUGCAUCUCGGGUGACUUUAUCUAUUUCGCCAACAGAUGCUGCUGAUAUACAUACAGUGUAUUGUGUGGCGGCCCAAGGAGACGCGUACGGAUCAUUCGAAACUAGCCGUAAAAUCAAUGUUUACCCUGGCGUGGAUAGGGAAAACAAUUGGGAACUCUACCAGCGUUUUCAAGAAUCACAAGUCUUUUAGAAAACCAUUUUAAGCGGUGCAAAAAUAAAUCGUGUCCUAGAUUUAAAAUGAUAUCGUACUUUUUUGCGAAGAAAAACGUUUUACAUAUUGCGAUAUGAUAGUGCUCAGAGUACAUGUACUUGCGUUUACUUCGAGCACUGAUGUUUUGAACUUCCUGGCUUUGUGUUAAAUAAGAAAAGUAAUAAAUGGUAUCCAACUUUUUUACCAACUUUGCUAACUCUGCCAGAUCUUUAUUGUUUUGUCAGCAGAGCUCAGAUAGUGUGAUUCGUUACAAGAACAACUCUACUUUGACAAGCAUAUGUUUGUACAUACACAUAGUUAAGUAUUAAAGUAUAAUGUUUUUGCCUUCACGACAACAUUUAUUUUUUUACAUUUUAAGACAUAAAAAUAUCUUUUGUCAAAGUCAUUUAAGUUGCAUAAAGGGCACAGGUGAUACCACCUAAAGUCUAGGAGAAAUUGAUUGAAAUGAAAGGAAACAUUGUUCACUGCAGCAUAUAAUGACAGAGGAUAGCCUCAUUACAUACAAAAAUAAUACCUUUAAAUACCUUACAAGAUUAGUUAAGCUUUUGUAUAUAAACUUCUAUGUAGAAAAAUGUGAUGAUUAUCUUCAAUAAACGAGAUG
Mercenaria mercenaria is the source of this 2262-nucleotide messenger RNA. RefSeq lists its product as uncharacterized. The record is from RefSeq and is a predicted model, not a curated record. NCBI's taxonomy places the organism in Eukaryota, Metazoa, Mollusca, Bivalvia, Venerida, Veneridae. The transcript is spliced from 6 exons. Bases 33 to 1640 code for a protein of 535 amino acids.